Juglans microcarpa x Juglans regia is the source of this 895-nucleotide messenger RNA. RefSeq names its product DNA-directed RNA polymerase II subunit RPB7. Gene Ontology annotation, cellular component: RNA polymerase II, core complex; P-body. NCBI's taxonomy places the organism in Eukaryota, Viridiplantae, Streptophyta, Magnoliopsida, Fagales, Juglandaceae. The coding region runs from base 94 to 624 and encodes 176 amino acids. Gene Ontology annotation, molecular function: translation initiation factor binding; single-stranded DNA binding; single-stranded RNA binding. The record is from RefSeq and is a predicted model, not a curated record. Gene Ontology annotation, biological process: positive regulation of translational initiation; positive regulation of nuclear-transcribed mRNA poly(A) tail shortening; transcription initiation at RNA polymerase II promoter. The transcript has 6 exons.
UUGAGUGAGCGCUCAGAAUACAAGUCAGAAGUCAAAAGCCAACUCCCGCAACCUCUAAAGGUCGUUCAAGGACGGAGCAAGCGCAGAGGAAAGAUGUUCUUCCACAUAGUACUGGAGCGGAACAUGCAGCUACACCCGCGCCACUUCGGUCGUAACCUCCGCGAGAACCUCGUCUCCAAGCUCAUGAAAGAUGUCGAGGGUACGUGCAGCGGUCGACAUGGGUUUGUGGUGGCAAUAACCGGUAUAGAGAAUGUUGGGAAAGGGUUGAUUCGUGAUGGGACAGGGUUUGUGACAUUUCCAGUGAAGUACCAAUGUGUUGUAUUCAGACCAUUUAAGGGAGAGAUUUUAGAAGCUGUUGUUACCAUGGUGAACAAGAUGGGAUUUUUCGCUGAAGCUGGGCCUGUUCAAAUUUUUGUUUCAAACCAUUUGAUACCGGAUGAUAUGGAAUUCCAAUCUGGAGAUAUGCCAAAUUAUACAACUUCAGAUGGAUCAGUCAAGAUACAGAAGGAUAGUGAAGUACGCCUGAAAAUAAUUGGGACUCGAGUUGAUGCUACAGAAAUUUUCUGCAUUGGUACCAUAAAAGAUGAUUUCUUGGGUGUGAUAAAUGAUCCGGCAGCUGCAUAGCGAAGUUGCUAAUGACGUUUCUGGUGUGGAGGACGCUUUUUCCAUACCAGCUUGCAAAUAUAAUUUUUCUUCAUGCUAAUACACUCCUAGGAUGAUGCUAUGAAUAUUUGAACUGAUUACUCUAUAUUGGACCAAUUAUAUGGUACUAUCUUUCUUAAUUUGUUUUAUUUCAUACAUUGUAUCCCGUUUUGAGGUGAUUGUUGGGGCUCCAUAUCCCUCCAGAUGCAUUUAUCUUCCGGUUAGUAAUGAAAUUAUCUUGACUUGAAGAGAA